Periophthalmus magnuspinnatus is the source of this 1933-nucleotide messenger RNA. It is a transcript of the gene uts2r3, whose product is annotated as urotensin-2 receptor 3. Gene Ontology annotation, cellular component: membrane. NCBI's taxonomy places the organism in Eukaryota, Metazoa, Chordata, Actinopteri, Gobiiformes, Gobiidae. Gene Ontology annotation, biological process: neuropeptide signaling pathway. The record is from RefSeq and is a predicted model, not a curated record. The transcript is spliced from 2 exons. Gene Ontology annotation, molecular function: urotensin II receptor activity. The coding region runs from base 296 to 1426 and encodes 376 amino acids.
CCUACACUCACUCUCACCGUGGACUCGCACAUGAAAGAGUGAAGCAGGACUGCACUGGAGCAGCACAGACAGGACUGAAAAAGAAGACACAACAACUACCAACUACCAACUUUGAACGAAAUCGCUUCCACUCAACUCUUAGGUCAUUCUUACUGAAGGAGACAAACAAAAUUAAACUUGUGAACGCUGACGCUUUUCAAAAUGGAAAAAGACAUUCGGGAUCUGAGCGGAUUUUCUGGAAUUGCGCUCGUCUGAGGCGGCCUGCAUUUCCCUUAACUGUGAAGCGUCCUAUACCAUGGACCUCUCCAGCCCGAUACCACCGUCCACAGUCACCAUCUCCCCAAACAUGUCAGCGCCUUCAUCCUCUCCCUCUGAGUCUCCAUCCCCCAGUCCAGCCUCCACCGCUCUGUUCUGCUCGCUCCUGUCCCUGCUGUCUCUGCUCGGCAUCCUGGGAAAUCUCUACACUCUGGGGCUGCUGCUGAGGCGCAGGAGGAGCAGAAGGAGAAACGGAGGAGUCAGAUGUUGUUUUGUGCGAGCUCCGUUGCCAUGGUGCCUGUCCAGCUCUACGUCCCCAGGUUCCUCCCCCGUGUCCUCCACCUCCUCCACCUCCUCCCUGUACCUGCAGGUGCUGAGCCUGGCCUGUGCGGACCUGCUGUACCUCUUCACGGCCCCCUUCAUUGUGUACGACAGCCUCGCGUCCGGGUGGGCCUUUGGGGAGCUGGGUUGUCGUUUGCUGCUCAGUUUGGACCUGCUCACAAUGCACGCCUCCAUCUUCACUCUCACAGCCAUGAGCCUGGACCGGUACCGUGCUGUGGCCCACCCCCUUCACACUUCCUCCACAAACUCGUCCGGUCUGCUGCGCGUGGCUCUGGCCUGGGGGCUGGCUGUGGCCCUGAGUCUGCCCAUGAUGAUCACACUGCACCUGGAGGAUGGGGGCGAGCAGGAGGGGCAGCUGUGCGUGCCCGCGUGGGACGAGCAGAGCUCCAAGGCCUAUCUGAGCGUCCUCUUCUGUACCAGUAUCCUGGGCCCAGGUCUGGCCAUAGGCGCACUGUACGCCACUCUGGGACGGCUGUACUGGGUGUCCCAGACCAAGCCAGUAUGGGCCAGUGGGAGCAGCAGCGGCUGCUCUCCUCGAGCUCCUAAACCCAAAGUCCUGCUCCUCAUCCUGGGCAUCGUCCUGGCCUUCUGGGCCUGCUUCCUGCCUUUCUGGGUGUGGCAGCUGCUGCCUCUGUACCAGCCCGACAUGUUGAGAACUGUCCCUGUGGGGACCCAGGUGACUGUGAAUCGCAUCCUGACCAGUCUGACCUACGGGAACUCCUGUGUGAACCCGUUCUUCUACACUCUGCUCACAGGCAAACGCCGACGCAGCCCCCAGAAUCUGAACACAGUGAACACGUUGUGCCGCAAGAGCAGCCCCCCGCAGUAGAGACACACUGACCAACAGGACCUCCAUGAGUCCAGUGUGUCUGAACUAUUCAAAGCUACGCAAAUGAGAGCACUUUGUCUUCUAUUAAUAAAAAAGAAAUGUUUUAGAGUUAAAAAUCCUAAGACAAUCACUGUAAAAUGUGUCACAUCAAAUGCUGUUUUUUUAUUCUAAAGAACCAGGUUUACUUAUUAUGAUGGGAUUAUGUAUUUGUUAUUAUAGGCAUCUCUUGCACAACUUAGUAUUAAAUUAAACUAAAUGCAAUAAAUAUUUUAUAUAGUUGCAUACAAAUAUGAUAAAACAAGACAUAUGGUAUUAAUGAUUCAUAAAUUAUACUAUGCAAAGCAUGUGAAUACACAAUGCCAGUAAACGCUGGUGCACUUUUUUCAAAGGAAAGCUUUUUGUUUUGUGAACUAUUUUUUGCAUGUUGUCUGUAAAAUACUUUAUGUUACAGAAAACAGCUGUACAAGGUUUUAUAAAGAUUGAAUUUGUUCACAAAUAUGCAAAAUA